GGGCGUUGCAUCAGUUCGGGCAAGCGCGUUGCAGCGUGGUCGCGGCUCUUCUAGGCUGACGGGCCGAGGCCAUCAGCAACAGAAUGGUACAACAAGUUCCAGAAAGCAUCAAUUUUCCUGCUGAAGAAGAGAAAAUCUUGCAGUUCUGGUCCAAAUUUGAUUGUUUUCAGGAAUGCUUAAAGCAGUCAAAGCAUAGGCCAAAAUUUACCUUCUAUGAUGGACCUCCUUUUGCAACUGGACUGCCUCACUAUGGACAUAUACUUGCAGGGACAAUUAAAGAUAUAGUUACAAGAUAUGCUCACCAGAAUGGGUUUCAUGUUGAUCGAAGAUUUGGAUGGGAUUGUCAUGGUUUACCUGUGGAAUAUGAAAUUGAUAAGACACUGGGAAUCAGAGGACCAGAGGAUGUGGCCAAAAUGGGGAUUGCAGAAUAUAACCGUCAGUGCCGGGCAAUUGUGAUGAGAUACUCUGCCGAGUGGAGGUCUACUGUUACCAGACUUGGCCGAUGGAUUGACUUUGACAAUGACUACAAAACUUUGUAUCCACAGUUUAUGGAGUCUGUCUGGUGGGUCUUCAAACAACUGUAUGAUAAAGGCCUCAUUUAUAGAGGUGUGAAAGUCAUGCCCUUCUCUACCACAUGUAAUACUCCUCUUUCUAACUUCGAAUCACACCAGAAUUACAAGGAUGUUCAAGAUCCUUCAGUAUUUAUAACUUUCCCUUUGGAGGAAGAUGAAAAUAUAUCUUUAGUUGCUUGGACAACCACUCCUUGGACUCUGCCUAGUAACCUUGCUUUAUGUGUUAAUCCUGAUAUGCAGUAUGUAAAGAUUAAAGAUGUUGCCAGAGGAAAAUUGCUCAUUUUAAUGGAAGCUAGAUUAUCAGCCCUCUAUAAAUUGGAAAGUGACUAUGAGAUCCUUGAAAGGUUCCCUGGUGCCUAUCUCAAAGGCAAGAAGUACAAGCCCUUGUUUGACUAUUUUCUGAAGUAUAAAGAGAAGGGUGCUUUCAGUGUGCUUGUUGACCACUAUGUGAAGGAGGAAGAAGGCACAGGGGUUGUGCAUCAAGCCCCUUACUUCGGUGCUGAUGACUAUCGAGUCUGUAUGGAUGCCAACAUUAUUCAGAAAGACUCAGUCCCCAUUUGCCCUGUGGAUGCUUCAGGCUGCUUCACAGCAGAAGUGACAGAUUUCAUGGGACAGUAUGUGAAGGAUGCUGACAAAAAUAUCAUCAGGACACUGAAGGAACAUGGCCGACUUCUUAUUGCCAGCACUUUCACUCACAGCUACCCGUUCUGCUGGAGGUCAGAUACCCCACUCAUUUACAAAGCGGUGCCCAGCUGGUUUGUGCGCGUGGAGCACAUGGCGGACCAGCUUCUGAAGAACAACGACCUGUGUUAUUGGGUCCCAGAGUUUGUACGAGAAAAGCGGUUUGGAAAUUGGCUAAAAGAUGCACAUGACUGGGCAAUUUCCAGAAACAGAUACUGGGGCACCCCCAUCCCACUGUGGGUCAGUGAAGACUUGAAGGAGGUAGUUUGCAUUGGAUCCAUGGCAGAACUUGAAGAACUGUCAGGAGUAAAGAUCUCAGAUCUCCACCGAGAGAGCAUUGACCACCUUACUAUUCCAUCCCGUUGUGGGAAAGGCUCAUUGCGGCGAAUCUCAGAAGUAUUUGACUGCUGGUUUGAGAGUGGCAGCAUGCCCUAUGCUCAAGUUCAUUAUCCAUUUGAAAACAAGAAGGAGUUUGAAGAUGCUUUUCCUGCAGAUUUCAUUGCUGAAGGCAUUGACCAAACCAGAGGAUGGUUUUACACUCUGUUGGUGCUGGCCACAGCCCUCUUUGGACAACCACCUUUCAAGAAUGUGAUUGUAAAUGGACUUGUCCUAGCAAGUGAUGGACAAAAAAUGAGCAAAAGAAAAAAGAAUUAUCCAGAUCCAAUUAUGAUCAUCCAGAAGUAUGGUGCUGAUGCACUCAGGUUAUAUCUGAUUAAUUCCCCUGUGGUGAGAGCAGAAAAUCUCCGCUUUAAGGAGGAAGGUGUGCGGGACGUUCUGAAGGAUGUAUUGCUCCCCUGGUACAAUGCAUAUCGUUUCUUCAUCCAGAAUGUCAUGAGACUUCACAAGGAGGAAGAAAUAGAAUUCCUUUACAAUGAGAACACAGUUAAAGAAAGCCCUAACAUCACAGACCGAUGGAUCCUAUCCUUCAUGCAGUCACUCAUAGGAUUCUUUGAGACUGAAAUGGCAGCUUACAGGCUUUAUACUGUAGUGCCUCGCCUGGUCAAGUUUGUGGAUACUCUCACCAAUUGGUAUGUCAGAAUGAACCGCAGAAGAUUAAAGGGUGAAAAUGGGUUGGAAGAUUGUGUCAUGGCCCUGGAGACCUUGUUCAGUGUCCUACUUUCUCUGUGCAGAUUGAUGGCUCCCUACACUCCAUUUCUCACUGAAUUGAUGUACCAGAAUCUAAAGAUGCUCAUAGACCCUGCUUCUGUCCAGGACAAGGACACACUGAGUAUUCACUACCUCAUGCUGCCACAUGUUCGAGAGGAACUGAUUGACAAGAAAACUGAGGGUGCCGUGUCUAGAAUGCAAUCUGUCAUUGAACUUGGACGGGUGAUCCGGGACCGCAAAACUAUUCCAAUAAAGUAUCCUUUGAAAGAAAUUAUUGUUAUCCAUCAAGAUCCAGAAGCUCUUAAAGAUAUCAAGUCUUUGGAGAAGUAUAUCAUUGAGGAAUUGAAUGUUCGAAAAGUUACACUAUCUACUGAUAAAAACAAAUAUGGCAUUCGACUAAGGGCAGAACCAGAUCACAUGGUCCUUGGGAAACGUCUAAAGGGGGCCUUUAAAUCAGUGAUGAUGGCCAUCAAGCAGCUGAGCAGUGAGGCGCUGGAGGAGUUCCAGAAGAGUGGAAGCAUUGUUGUGGAAGGCCAUGAAUUACAUGAAGAAGACAUACGCCUCAUGUAUACCUUUGACCAAAGCACAGGUGGGAUUGCACAAUUUGAAGCACAUUCGGAUGCUCAGGCUUUGGUUCUAUUAGAUGUCACCCCUGACCAGUCAAUGGUAGAUGAAGGCAUGGCUCGGGAAGUCAUCAAUCGCAUCCAGAAACUUCGCAAGAAGUGUAAUCUGGUUCCAACUGAUGAAGUAACAGUUUAUUAUAAGGCAAAGUCUGAAGGAUACCUGAAUAAUGUUAUUGAAAGCCACACAGAGUUCAUAUUUGCCACCAUAAAGGCUCCUUUGAAGCCAUAUCCAGUCCCUACAUCAGAUAAAAUCCUUAUUCAAGAACAAACACAGUUAAAGGGAUCUGACCUGGAAAUUACACUCACUCAAGGAUCAUCACUGCCUGGUCCUGCUUGUGCCUAUGUCAAUCUUAACAUUUGUGCAAAUGGCAAUGAACAAGGUGGAGUAUUGCUUUUGGAAAAUCCAAAAGGUGAAAACAGAUUGGACCUUUUAAAGCUAAAGAGUGUUGUUACUAGCAUUUUUGGUAUUAAAAAUGAAGAUCUGGCUGUCUUCUGUGGUAACUCAGAAAUACAAAAGCAAACUGACCUACUGAAUCUUAGUGGAAAAACACUUUGCGUGACUACAGGAUCCACUCCCUCUUCAACCAACAGUCCUAGCAGUCUUCUUUGUCAAUAUAUUAACCUGCAGCUCCUCAAUGUAAAGCCACAAGAGUGUUUAAUGGGAACAGUAGGCACUCUCCUGCUUGAAAACCCACUUGGGCAGAAUGGACUCACCCAUCAAGGUCUUCUGCAUGAAGCAGCCAAGGUAUUUGGCCUUCGAAGCAGGAAGCUCAAGCUCUUUCUGAAUGAGGCUCAAACACAAGAAAUCACAGAAGAUAUCCCCAUGAAGACUUUGAAUAUGAAGACUGUGUAUGUUUCUGUAUUACCAACAACUGCAGAGAGCUAAUACUGUGUAAUUGCUGUGGUACCGUCAGCCUUUUCCUGGUUCAUACCCAUCCCUUACAUGUACAUACACAUCGACUCACUGAAGAUACUUCCUUAGGUGCAUGACUUAUAUGCUCCUUUUGGCCUGAAACUGAAGUGGGAUUAAGUGACUUGAAACUUUACAUAACGAUCACACUUAACCUUAAAUACCUAUGCAGUUACGUUGGGAGAAGGUUAUACUGUUACCUCAGCACCACAAUUUCUGUACUUAAGUUCUUAAGCACAGACAGUAGACGUGAUUUCAAAUGGCAUAGUAUAUAUAUAUGUGUUUAUCAUUUUAUGGACUUCUCAA
Messenger RNA from Dipodomys ordii (Ord's kangaroo rat), 4199 nucleotides. It is a transcript of the gene Iars1, whose product is annotated as isoleucyl-tRNA synthetase. Gene Ontology annotation, molecular function: aminoacyl-tRNA deacylase activity; tRNA binding; isoleucine-tRNA ligase activity. Lineage: Eukaryota; Metazoa; Chordata; Mammalia; Rodentia; Heteromyidae. Bases 84 to 3869 code for a protein of 1261 amino acids. The transcript is spliced from 34 exons. Gene Ontology annotation, biological process: isoleucyl-tRNA aminoacylation. The record is from RefSeq and is a predicted model, not a curated record.